GCCGCACACGCCUCAGCCCCGCACCGUGGUCGCCCCCAUCACUCACGCAUCCAGGUCCACAGGAAAGCCUCUUCUUCUUCCUCCUCCUCCUCCUCAUCAUCACGCCAUGUCGGCCGCCAGCACCGAGACCAGCGCCCCGCUGCCCGCGGCCGGGAGCCGCGUCUUCUUCCAGGCUGCGCCCGGGGUGGGCUGCGUCGCGUCCGGCCCCAUCACGGGGGACGACCCGGUCCAGAAGAAGCAGGGCAAGGUGACGGUCAAGUACGACAGGAAAGAGCUGCGGAAAAGACUCGUCCUGGAGGAAUGGAUCAUCGAGCAGCUCAGCGAGUUGUACGACUGUGAGGAGGAGGAGAUGCCGGAGGUGGAGAUCGACAUCGACGACCUCUUGGAGGUCAACAGCGACGACGAGAGAGCCAUCAAACUGCAGGAGUCAUUAAUAGACUGCUACAAACCAACAGAGGACUUUGUCCGCGAGCUGCUGGGGAGGAUAAGGGGAAUGCGAAAACUCAGCGCUCCGACCAAGAAGGGCCUAUAAUGGGAUUAGCGUCCACCUUCGACUAUAGAAUCAUCCGUUUUCAACUACUUAACCAACUCAACAUGGACUGUCAUAACACACAAUUAUUUAUCAAAAAAAAAAACAAAAAAACAAACGUCGGUAACUAUUCUGCAGCCUGCAAACAUCGCACCACGAAAGUCAUACAUAGAGCACUCAUUUCACAAUCACACAGAGUCAGGAGGUGUGUUAUUAUAUUUGACUGUUGAGGUACAUAAGCAGAACAAAGCCAACAUGUUUGAAUAACUACAUAAAUGUAGAAUCCUGGAAUGUGCCAGACCUACAGCUGUGCUUUAACAUGAACGCCACCUAUACAAUAACAUCACAGAGCCAUUUUUUAAAUUAAGAGAAAAACUUUUCAAAACAAUCCAGUUCACUGAACAGCCAUAUACAGACUAACGACACCAAUAAAUCUUAAGAGGGACGGUGGUGAGAAAUAAGGAAAUUAAAAAAAAAAAAAAAGACAAACAAAAAAAAAAAAGUUGCAGUGGGUGUGAAAUUAGCUGUAGCACUACGUAAACACAGUGCUUCAUGUAUUUUGUCAUUUUUUUACUGAGGUGUUUUUGCUGUUACAACUUUUAGAAGAAGAAGAAGAAAAAAAAAACUGAUGUACUGUUUGUUGCCAUUUCUUGUUCAUGUGAUUGCGAUGUGGUCUUCAGCCGUUCGUUUGCCGCCCUCUUUAUUUUCCACUCCAUCAGCGCUUGCAAAAAAUGGAAAAAAGAUGCUCCGUGGCUUUGUUUCGACAACGCGGGAGCAUCUCCGUGUCGGAUCUGUCCGUCUGUGAUGUGUAAACUCUGGAAAGAGUGUACGUUUUUUCACCACCGCAAAGGCAUGAUGGGUGUUGCAGUUUCUCCGUGUACGAGACUACAAAACCUGAAUGAUUAGCAGCCUUCUCUCCCAUCCUGUUCUCCAUGCUGUCCCUGUCAUGCCCUCCCGCACCAGAAUACAUAUCAGUCGGUAAUUUUAGGUUUAAGCACAAAACCCGAACACUGUAGUUGUUUCUCACCCGGCUCACUUAUUCUCUACCAACUUAUCUCUCGUGAUAACGGUUGAUGUUGCCUUUAAGGACAUUCAGGAUCAGUUCACUUUCUACCCAGCGCUGAACCUUAACUUACUGACACACUGAAGGCGAGCGCAGCCGAGCGAGAGCCUGAGGACGACUUGAAACUUUUGACACUUCGACCCGUCGAGUCCUGCAGAGGGGAAGGCGUGCCAAACCUUGAGUUAUUGCUCUCAACGUCAUACGUCAUGGAGGCAUUAGCGUGACACUGCAUCACCACAUGGAUUGUCCGGAAGCUUUUUUUUUUUUUUUUCUUUGUUUUUUGAGUGGGCACACAAUUUUAGGAUGUUUAGUACCUCGCUAGGUUUGCAGAAAAUAUGUUGCAAUUAUAUAAUCCCCAGUUUAAAAAAAGGGUGGAUUUAGUUAUUUAUUGUGGUUAAUUACCUUCUGUGCACCAACACACUGAAUAACCUGUAAGCUCUGAUACAAUCAUGACUCUGUUUCUGGGGUUGGGCCCAGUUUCAUUCAGCUGAUGUGAACCAACCGGAAUGGAGCAGACCUAAUCCUGCGACGCGAUAGACACGCUCCGCUGCCAAAGACAAUAGCAGGGCGAUGUUCGGUUUCAACGUAACACUUGCAAAGCACCCGUCUUGCAUGCUAAAAACUGAGACAAAACCUUGAUCAAGAAUAUAUUAUAAACUUAUAAUCAAGAAAAAAAAACCUUCUCUUUUUUUUUGUUGUAUGACUUUGUAGAUUUUUUUUAUUUUGUUUUGUUUUAACACAGCGUGAUUGUCACGUUGAAGAAAAUCCAGGAGAUUUUAAUAAUGGUGCUGUUUUUGAUGUUCUUCCCAGAAUUUGGUUGGAAAAAAAACAACAAAAAAAAAAAGGCGUUCCACUGUUGACUGAUACCAGAGAAAAAUGUCUGUAUCUGCUCUCUCUGAAGGAGCGUGCGAUCUGAAGUGGCAUCCUCUUUGCAUUUCUGUCCCUCAGUCCGGACUGGGCUGGAUCGGUGUCGCCGCACCGAGGCCGGCGUUGGUUCAUUUCUUCAGAUGCGUCCCGUGUGUGUUUCUGGCUCGGUGAAAUGGAGGCGAAAGUGGAAGAGGAAGCCAUCAUGGCCGAAUGAGACGAGAGCCAGGAUUCAUGUCGAGGUUUUCUCCUAAGAAACAGUUCAGGGCAAGAGGCUGAUAUUUUAUAAUUCAUGGAAUUUUGUGUGGAGAGUAUUUCGAAAGUGUCCAUACUAGAGAGCUUUACGUUUGCAUGUAUUUUUAAAGUAGCAUGUUGAGGGGAGAAUUUUCUUGGCCUAAAGGUUUUUAUUUGAUUAAAUAAAAGUCUUUCCUUUUUUAUACUUUUACUAUUAUUAACGAUAAUGAUAUUAUUAC
This is a messenger RNA of Salarias fasciatus (jewelled blenny), 2929 nucleotides long. RefSeq names its product protein phosphatase 1, regulatory (inhibitor) subunit 14C (gene ppp1r14c). The record is from RefSeq and is a predicted model, not a curated record. The transcript has 4 exons. The coding region runs from base 107 to 532 and encodes 141 amino acids. Gene Ontology annotation, molecular function: protein serine/threonine phosphatase inhibitor activity. Gene Ontology annotation, biological process: regulation of phosphorylation. Lineage: Eukaryota; Metazoa; Chordata; Actinopteri; Blenniiformes; Blenniidae. Gene Ontology annotation, cellular component: cytoplasm.